This is a messenger RNA of Dreissena polymorpha, 2362 nucleotides long. RefSeq names its product glucokinase regulatory protein-like. Gene Ontology annotation, molecular function: carbohydrate binding; fructose-6-phosphate binding; enzyme inhibitor activity. The transcript is spliced from 19 exons. The record is from RefSeq and is a predicted model, not a curated record. Gene Ontology annotation, biological process: negative regulation of glucokinase activity; response to fructose; glucose homeostasis. Gene Ontology annotation, cellular component: nucleoplasm; cytosol; mitochondrion. Bases 258 to 1985 code for a protein of 575 amino acids. NCBI's taxonomy places the organism in Eukaryota, Metazoa, Mollusca, Bivalvia, Myida, Dreissenidae.
GGACAAAUACCUCUACAAAAUAAUGAGUGAACAUUAAUCAAGCAUUUCUGAUAGAAAGGUUGCUUAUUGAGCAAACCGGCGCAACUUGUUCGUAAAUACAAAUUGAGUUUUUACAUUGUUUACUUCUUUGAGUUUUAGACUUUAUAUUAUCAGUGCGCAUAAAAGUUGUUUUACUUACUCAACACAAUAAUCUGUAAAACCAUUUAUACAGAAGGACCCUUUCUACCGGCUACAGAUACCACCAGAGAGGAUCAGACAUGAAUAGUUCUACCGGACCAGUAACAGAGGCGAGUAGCACAAUCACUGAAGAAAUAGACGUGGCCUCCACUGAAAGUAUCAUCGCUCUCCUUCAGAAAUGUGAUGCUGAAAUUUUCAACGGAUAUCAAGAGUAUAAGCCUUUGCUUCACGAUGACAUCCUGCAGACAAUCGAGAACAUCGCAGGUCACAUCCAAGAUAUACUCGAGCAACCGGAGAACGGGCUCGUGGUGUUCAGUGGGUGUGGCACUUCCGGAAGGCUCGGAUUCAUAGUAACGAGGACAUUUAACGAACUUCAAGCCUUCAAACAGCAACCAGAAGUAUUCAGAUAUCUACUGGCAGGAGGUGACAAGGCUCUGUUUACGUCACAAGAAGCACCGGAAGACGACCCGCAAGAAGGGAUAGAGGCGCUCAAAAAGGUGUCAACUGGCAAAACCAAGGUAGUGUUCGUGGGGAUCACAUGCGGGUUGUCUGCCCCUUACGUUGCCGGUCAGCUGGACUAUUGCCUGGACCACCCCGAGGUGUUCAUACCAGUCCUACUGGGCUUCAACCCCACCAGUCUGGCCAGAAACAUCAAAAUUGAUAAGUGGGACAAAACAUUUAUGCAAGUCGUGGACCGUCUUCAAAAGGCGGUAGACUCUGGUACAACAGCCUAUGUGUUGAACCCAAUCGUUGGGCCCGAGCCUAUCACGGGGUCGAGCAGGAUGAAAGGUGGCACGGCGACGAAGAUACUGAUAGAAACCGUCUGCUUCAAGGCGCUUUAUGACAGCAGCCAUAGAAACGCAACCCUACCUUCCAAGUCGUUUAUUGACUGCUACAAUGUCCUGUGCGAGGCGGUAUAUAAGCAGAGCGCAGGCCUAGCCAAGAUAGUGGAUAUGGCCGGAAAGGGGUUGAACAGCGGUGGCAGCAUCUACUACCUCGGUACGGACAGCCUCGCUCUAAUGGGUCUUAUUGACGCAUCGGAGUGUCCGCCCACGUACGGCGCAACUCUGGAUGAUGUACGAGGUUUUGUUGAGGCUGGGUAUGCCACUCUGAAAAACGCAGAUGGAGACCUAUCGCAUUUUGGCAGGCAUUUUCGGAUUUCAUUGGACAAUUUUGAAGACCUCUUGCUCACGGCUCGGGACGUAGUUAUUGUUAUUAACGCAGGCGAUGAAGAAACUGUUUUAAGUCACAUACGGGGCAAACAGUGUACAAAAGUUCUCAUCGCCUUUGACGAAGCAAAAUCGAAACAAGCCAUAUUUGAUCACGUGGUCCAUAUCGAUACUCCGAAAGAUGCGAUGGAAGAACUGAUUGGUCAAGAGUCUUUGGAGGUAGCCAAUAGAAUGUUUCGAGAGAUUGCGGUCAAGUGGUGCCUGAAUGCGAUAACAACUGGAGCUCACAUUUUAAAGGGCAAAGUAUACAGAAACAUCAUGAUUGAUGUUAAAGUAAGCAACAAUAAACUUUUCCACAGGGCCGUGGGCAUUUUGGAGAAAUUAGGUCACCUCCCUCGUGACACAGCUACUGAAUAUCUGUUGAGGUCAAUCUACAACACUGACAAUCUUGUUGGAGACAUAAUGGAGAAAACAAUUGCUCAGCAUGUUGCCAUGGCGACGCCGAAGGAUAAAGUGGUGCCUGUAGCCCUCGUUGCCGCGGUGACCAAGUGUACCAUAUCAGAGGCGAAGACCACACUCUCUAGACAGCCGGUCAUACGGACAGCUAUCGUAAAUGCCCUUCAAAAUGUCGGGAAAUGAAUGCAUGAGACACACUGAUAUUUGGUAUAUUAAACACACAUUUUUUUGUUAAUGUGGACCGUUCAGAGCAAGUUUCUUCAUAUGUUUUAAAGUCGAGAAGGAAGUUAUACCCACUUUAUACCGUACAAGUAUGUACUAUUACAGUGUAUUACUUGGAAUAUAAAACACACCAGAGAACGCGUUGGCUUAUUUUUACUCAUGAACCUUAUAAACCAAGCAGGUUGCAUAUUUCUUAUAAUAAAACGAGAGUAUGCAGUACCUGCUUGUCCAUGUUCAUCAACGUUCUAAUUUGUUAUAACUUAUCAAUGCUUGCACAUUUAACCGUAACUCAUCCGUAUGAACGCCUAUGCAAAGAAUAAUAAAUUACCUAAACAUUC